AUGUGGAUGAUUCCCAGCUCUGGAUCAUGGCCGUAUGGACCUUUCAGCACUCAUGGCCGGGACAUUGUCAACACGAAGGGCGAGGCAGUGACCUGGGCAGGCGUCAACUGGCCUGGAAGUGGUGAGACCAUGGUACCCGAGGGCCUUGAGUGGGCAUCAAUUGAGGACAUCAUGUCUCAAGUCAAGAGCGUGGGCUUCAACUUCAUUCGUCUGACGUACGCCAUUGAGAUGGUUGACCAAAUAUACGAGCGUAAUGGCUCAGAUGUUGGUCUGGAGAUUGCCAUGAUCAAAGGACUUGGCUAUGAGAAUGGCACCAAGGUGACCAACGAGAUCAUUGCUAAGAACCCCACCUUCAACAAGGACACCACGCGCUUCGAGAUCUGGGACCACAUCGCCCAAGUCGCCCUCUCCAAGAACAUCUACAUCCACCCCGACGUGCACGUCGGAAAAGCCCAAUGGUGCUGCAACAACACAGACGGCAACGCCUGGUUCGACGACUACAACUUCCCCGUCGCAAACUGGAAACGCGGUCUCCAAUACGUCGCCAACUGGGCCAAAAAGCACAACAAUGUAGUCUCCAUGUCCCUACGCAAUGAGCUUCGCAGAGCAAUCAAUGAAACCGCUCCCACCUCCACACUAGGUUAUAACUGGGUAACUCUGGUAGGAAACUACACAGCAGCCACCGAUGCCAUUCAUGCCACAAACCCGGAUCUUCUGGUCACUUGGUCAGGGAUGCAGUAUGAUCAAGAUCUCUCCGCCCUCAUCCAGGGUAAAAAUCUCAACACUGCACCCUGCUACAAAUGCGAUGCCAUCCGCGAUGGCCUACGCAGAGAGCCUAUCGUAUUUGAUCUAGCAAGCCACCCUUGGUCUGACAAAGUGGUUUAUGAAUUGCAUCUUUACGCAAUGUCUGAAGACCUCGAUACCGGAUCCUGUCCAAUCGUGUUUGCAGAGCUCUAUAAUGCUGGAUUCAAUGCCAUUGGUAUGGCGCCCCCUGCCGCAUGCAACAUUACUCAAAACUGUAUCCCUGCUGUCCGAAACACUCCCGUCAUCAUCUCGGAGUUCGGAGCUGCCCAAGACGUCACUCUGCUCAACAAUACUCUGAUGAACUGUCUGAAAGAUUUCACAGAGCAGAAUAAUGUUUCUUGGGCCAUGUGGAGUUUGGCGGGUAGUUAUAGGAUCAGAAGUGGUGGUCAGGGUGUCGGUGAUACCUGGGCUUUGGGAAAUUACAAUUGGACUGGUUGGAAUUAUCCCGAAGGUGUUGAGAAGUGGUGGAAGCCUUGGGUUAGCGAGAUGUUCAAUUAG
Molecule: messenger RNA, 1302 nt
Organism: Aureobasidium subglaciale EXF-2481
Lineage: Eukaryota; Fungi; Ascomycota; Dothideomycetes; Dothideales; Saccotheciaceae
Product: glycoside hydrolase family 5 protein
Exons: 3
Coding region: 1-1302 (433 amino acids)
Source: RefSeq, a predicted model, not a curated record